Molecule: messenger RNA, 2962 nt
Organism: Oppia nitens
Lineage: Eukaryota; Metazoa; Arthropoda; Arachnida; Sarcoptiformes; Oppiidae
Product: neuroligin-4, X-linked-like
Exons: 11
Coding region: 117-2792 (891 amino acids)
Biological process (GO): presynaptic membrane assembly; chemical synaptic transmission; modulation of chemical synaptic transmission
Cellular component (GO): cell surface; postsynaptic membrane; synapse
Molecular function (GO): signaling receptor activity; neurexin family protein binding
Source: RefSeq, a predicted model, not a curated record
UGGAGUCAAGCCAUGCAGUGUUUGUGCUGUUAUUAGAGACAACCAUUUAAAUCAAUGUUAGUGUUUGUGCCAUCAGUCUGUCUACUGAUAAAACUAAGCUUCAGGUGUCUGUAAUAAUGUCUAAAUUUACAGUCAGAAUAAUCGGUGUCAAUAGGACUGCCAUUGAGCUAACAGUGCUGUUAAUUGUUUGUUUCAUAACAUUAACAACAUUUGCAAAUCUUACACCAGAAAGAAGAUUAAGUUCACGAGUGGUUCGCACAAAAUAUGGGGGUCUCAGGGGGUCUGUCAUCACAUUUCCCAACAAAAGUCUACAAUCAGUAGAAGUGUUUUUAGGCAUUCCCUAUGCAUCGCCACCGACUGGAAAGUUACGGUUUAUGCCUCCGGUCACACCGGCCAUCUGGUCGGGCACUAGAAGUGCUCAUACAAUCGGAUCGGUUUGUCCACAAAAGUUGAUUAAUAUAAACAAUGAAACGGAAGCACUAAAGACUAUGACCAGCGGUCGACUCAAUAUAUUAAAGAGAUUAUUACCAACACUUCAAAACCAAAGCGAGGACUGUCUGUAUCUCAACAUAUAUGCGCCGGCAAACAUUGGCCGUGAAAUGGUUCACCUACCAGUGCUCAUGUUCAUACACGGAGAAUCAUACGAGUGGAACGCCGGUUCCAGUUAUGACGGAUCAGUUUUGGCCAGUUAUGCCAAUGUAGUAGUUGUCACCAUUAAUUAUAGGAUCGGUGUUUUAGGUUUCUUUCCAUCAUUGGAUGGCACAGCCAGAGGUAACUUUGGUUUGAUGGAUCAGGUGGCAGCUCUUCAUUGGAUUCAGGAGAACAUUAGAGAGUUUGGUGGCGAUGAAGCAAACGUGACAGUCAUGGGUCAUGGACACGGAGCCGCGUGUAUCAACUUUUUGAUGUUAUCACCAAUGGCUAGAGGUUUGUUUCAUCGCGCAAUAAUGCAGAGCGGAUCAGCUCUGUCGCCGUGGGCCGUGGCAUCCGAUGCUGUGCUUCAUUCCCGCAAUUUGGCCAAAGCGUUACGCUGUCCCGAUGAACCCGACAAAAACUCAGUGAUGGUUGAUUGUCUUCGUCAGCGAUCAGUAGAAGACAUUAUCGCUGUUGACCUUCGAGUUCCGACUCAUUUGACAGCAUUUGGUCCAGUGAUCGAUGGCAUUGUCAUACCUAAUGAUCCGGCAAUACUAAUGUCUGAUCCGAAUUCGUUUUAUGCAAACUAUGACCUAAUGUUUGGUGUGACCAACAUUGAGGCAUACAAUCAGUUUACAGCUCAAGACGAGCGCAAUGGUAUCGAUCCUCAGAGGAGGGAUAGACUGUUGAGAACACUCGUCAGAAAUCUAUUUUCAUAUCAUUUACAAGAAAUUUUCUUAACGAUUGUCAACGAAUAUACUGAUUGGACGCGACCGGCACUCCAUCCUAUCAGUACUUUUGAUUCAAUUGCCAAUUCAUUUGGUGAUGCCUUAAUUGUAGCACCAAUUAUCAGAGCUGGUCUAAUGCACAGCAAAACCAAGAAAAGCACCUAUUUUUACAACUUUGGAUAUCAGACAGAGGAAGGGGACUUCACUUCUCGUUCCGGUUGUAUCCACGGCCAAGACUUAGCCUAUCUGUUUGGUGCACCUCUUGUCUCAGGAAUGCAAUUCUCUUUCUUUUCCAAUAACUAUUCCAGAGCUGAAGCUUCUCUAUCGGAGAAUGUGAUGACAUAUUGGACUAACUUUGCUAAGAAUGGAGAUCCAAACGGUGUGACCACCGCUGAUGCCAAUGCAAAAGGUAGAGUGCAAUGGCCUCCAUAUGAUGACAUACAACAGCAAUAUUUAACAAUCGCAAUGAAGCCCAAGACAAGGGAUCACUAUCACGCACACAAACUGUCGUAUUGGCUCAAUUUGUUACCACAACUACACACUCCCGGCCCAUCCAAUGCCGAAGCGCACCAUUUAUUAGAGUCUCACGACGAUCCACUCAGUUAUGACGGUGUCGUCCGUUCAAACUCUUUGACGGCUCCGACACUCUUAAGUCAUUACUUCACAACUCACUCGACUGUAGAUAUGAAUGUCGAGACAACUGUUGGUUCGUUUGCCACGACAUCCAAUAGUAGUAUUCAAUUGACUCAUUCACAACAAAAACCUAACAGUGCCGGACCCGUAUUGGCCGAUAAAAAUCAUCAACAAAGUGCCUUAGAUUCAGUAGUAGUCACCAAUAAUUCCAGCAACGCUUCCGUAUCUAUGAUAGUCCAACAAAGUACAUACUCUACAGCCCUAUCCGUCACUAUAGCCAUCGGAUGUUCUCUAUUAAUACUAAAUGUGUUGGUCUUCGCCGGUGUCUUCUAUCAGAGGGAUAAAAAUCGAUUGGAAGCCAAACUGAUUCGUAAAAAUUAUCAGGCACAAAAGAUGGAUGAUAUGAAUAUAUUGAAGAAUACGGGCUCUCAUUCACCACUUAAACAACACUCGUCUUCAAUGGAUAACAAUAUGGGAACAGUAGGAACAGUACAUCUGCACAAUAAUUCAAUACAAAGUGAAUACGUGCCCGGAAUGGGCUCUUCCAGUCAAAAACAUUCACACAAUUCAAUACUAAUGACAACAGAACCGACACAACUUUCAUGUCAUGUGCCGAUUGCCUCAUCAAACCGAUCGACACACGUCUCAAUGGCCAACACUACGUUUCAUAAUAAUUCCGUCGGGACUCUACCCCGAAUGAACCACAAAAUGGCCACAAUUGAUGUCAUUAAUACGGGUAGCAAUACGGCAACACUGGGACACCAACCGAGACAUACAAUGUCGCAUGAGAUGAGAGUUUGACAAUUCAAGACAACUUCAGUUUAAGUGAUAAUAAUCUAAUUAUUCAUUCAAAUGAUUGUCUCAUUUUGUCUCAUAUGUUGUGUGCCUCACAUCUGGUCAACCCUUCAAAAGAGUGUGACUAUUCAUUACAGAUAUAAAGACAUUACUUUACAAUUUGGACACAAAAGUGU